This is a messenger RNA of Cydia strobilella, 4524 nucleotides long. It is a transcript of the gene RhoGDI, whose product is annotated as rho GDP-dissociation inhibitor 1. Bases 160 to 768 code for a protein of 202 amino acids. Lineage: Eukaryota; Metazoa; Arthropoda; Insecta; Lepidoptera; Tortricidae. The record is from RefSeq and is a predicted model, not a curated record. Gene Ontology annotation, biological process: Rho protein signal transduction. The transcript is spliced from 5 exons. Gene Ontology annotation, cellular component: cytoplasm; cytosol; membrane. Gene Ontology annotation, molecular function: Rho GDP-dissociation inhibitor activity; protein binding.
CGUCCGUCAUUUUUGAUCUAUAGAUUUUAUUUUACAAAUCUGCAAUAAUUGCAUUGAUAGUUUAGUGCGAUUAUUUAGUGAUUUUAUUGAAAUAUAAUUAGUUGUUGUUCAAAAAUCGUCUAGUUUCCUUAGUGUCGUCGAGAGCUACUAGAAAAAACAAUGUCUGGUGAACCCGAUGUAGCACACACACCAGAGGGUGAGGAGGAGGAAAUCAAGUCCACCUACAAACCUCCCCCGGAGAAGACCAUUGAGGAGAUCCUGGCAGCAGACCAGGAGGAUGAGUCCCUGCGGAAAUAUAAGGAGGCUCUGUUGGGGCAGGCGCAGACUGGAACUGUUAUUGUUGACGCCUCGGAUUCUCGGAAGGUGAUAGUGAAGAAGCUGGCGCUGUGCGUCGCGGGCAGAGACGACGUGGAGCUGGACCUUUCUGGAGACCUUACUGAUCUCAAGAAACAGGUGUUUGUCAUCAAGGAGGGCGUGCAAUACCGGAUAAGGAUCGACUUCAUCGUACAGCGUGAGAUCGUGCACGGCCUCAAGUACGUGCAGAAGACGUAUCGGCUCGGAGUACCAGUGGACAAAAUGACCCACAUGGUCGGCUCGUACCCCCCAAAAACCGAGAUCCAAUCCUACACCACACCCCCCGAAGACGCGCCCUCCGGCAUGAUGGCGCGAGGGUCCUACACCGUCAACAGUCUGUUCACGGACGACGACAAAAACGUCCACCUUCAGUGGGAGUGGAGCUUCGAGAUCAAGAAGGACUGGAAAGACUAAGCUUGGUAAGAGACUGGAUUGAAGUGCCAUUGGGAUUGUGGUUCGAUUUUGAUUUUGAAAUGGGAUUACGGGAGAUCCGGAUUCAGCUACAAAACUAUAGAAUUAUAUAUAUUUUCUUUUUGGCCCUACCUUUACUCUAAAUGGCCAUUCUCAGGUAGGCGGGUAGACGCAAGCGUUCCCGUUAGCGUUUGGGGCGAGCGUUCCGUUCCGUUUAACUAUGUUUUGACACUUUUGACUAAUAAUCUAUUGCUCAUAGUUGAGUCCAUAAUCCGUUGUACCUUCAAGAUGGUUCUAACGACUUUUUACUACAUGAUCAUUUCCGGGUUUUGCGGUAAACCUAACAAUUACUUUGUUUAAGUACGAUGUAAAGUGGAUUGGCCAAAAAGAAAAACAAAAGAGACAUUACACAAAGUAAUAUAUAUUAUAUUAAUUUUUAACAAGCAGAAACGUCUGCGAUCGAUGCUAUUAACCAGAGGCCGUGAGUUCAAGUCUCACCCAGGGCAGUAAUUUUUCCACUUUUAAAUUUAUUCUAAGUGUAAUAUAUUGCCUAUGGUUGCGAUUUCUGUUAUCUUGAUCUGAGUAUAUCAGUGAUGUGAUACACUAUACUAAUCUAGAAGUGCCGUGUUCAUACUUGGACAAAAGCUACCAAUUGCAUGCAUGUUUAAAGAAAUGCAUUAUAAUGGUAUUUUGUCUGACAUGUGUCAUGGCAUGUUAUUUACACUAAGUUGUGUUUACUCUCCCGUUCUUCCCUAGGCCAAGAAAUUCUUCUUAGACAUAAUAUAAGUUUCCCUCAUGUUACUUUCAAAUAAAUGCCCAAUUGGAUACUUCUAACAAUCCAGUACCCGUCUCUUAGGCGGUUUUUUAAUGCGGAUUCGCACGCCGCUCCGGUGUCCGGCGCAUAGCGCUGUCACCCUCUUUAACCGGAGCGAUGUGCGAAUUGGCCAGUGGGAUAACCGCGUUAGACUUGUGUCGUUAAAGGUGGCUGACUGAUAUAUUUAAAAUUGACAAACUUAGUAUCUAAGAGUCACUAGGAUAUCCAUAUUUCAUUUAUUUUCCCGUCUAGAAAUUAAAAAUAUUAAAUUUGAUUCAGGCCUGAUUUGACCAAAUCGAAAUAAACAUAGACUUGGAAAUUUAGUCAGGUUUGGUCAAAUCAACACGUAGUAAUCCCUAUUGAAAACCAAAUAUCGUAGUAACCAAGUCCCACUGCUAGUGUUUAAGAAAGCUUUGGAUUCGCUUGUACCUUUUUGAUAGUACCUUUAUACUUUUUCAAUAAUAAUAUACAAAAAUAAAUAUAUAUAAAAUUUUCCCUGAUGUCUGUAGAUCAUACAUGAGCCUUAUUGAAACCACUACAAGUAUAUGUAAAGUUAAAAGUAGAUUUCGAAUAAGCCUACAAUAUUUUUGUACCUAUUAGAUACAUUCAAAUACUCAUAACCUAGUAUUAGGAGUAUAAAAUAUCGAUAUAUGCAAUGUAUUUACUUAUCGUUUAUUAGAAUACACUCGGCUAGUAAAUGUUAAAAGAUACCAACAUAGUGUGAUUACAAUAAAAUGUAAAAAUAAAACUAAAUCACUAUUAAUAACAAUCAAAUACCUUUUACUUUUUGCUAGCUGGGUCAUCACAGUAUGACUUUAAUUAUCGUAUAUACAAGUAUUGUAGAUUAAACAUAGUACCUAUAACAAUUUUAGUAGUCAGCACACUCGCUAGCGACACUAUGCUAACAACUAGCAUUCCUUAUAAAAAGCAUUUCAAGCCAAGCUGGUCUAUACGUGAAGGUACAGUCAGAGAAAUAAUGUCAAGACUGACGUAUGAAUGGAUAAACUAGGGAUGUGACAAAGUUAUUUUUUCGACUGUACUUGUAUGCGGCAUGAGCGUAGUCUCAAAGUUAUUUUACGGUAUUAUAUUUUAUAUAUAUAGUAUGAUUCUUCUCAAAUGACUUUUACACGACGUGGCACGCGCUUAGACACAAUGGCACACCAUGGCCGACCGCUCACAGAAAAUAAACAAAGGCUUGUGUUUAACAGAUUAGGGUUUAGGCGUAAAAAUCAUUUGAGAAAAUUCUUACUAUAACUGUGUUACUGUGUAAGCAAACAAACUGUAAACGUACAAACUGCUUAGUAGUAUAGUUGCUAAGCGAAAAAAACUUGGAUCUACUUUAAUAUACCUGCUCUUUUACCGAGUAUUGGACAACUCGAAACGAUUUUUUCAAUGAAAAAAUAAAUAGUAUCGAUGGUGCUUACACAGUUCACCAAAAAUGUAGUAUUAAACGUAUAUAAGAGCAAUGGUGCACCAAAAAAUAUUUUAGUAAUUCACAGUGCUUCUUACGCAAAUCAGUGCCAGUUAAUGUUAAUCGUGGCAAUAAUUAUGAAAGUAUUAAUGUAUGGAAAGGGGUUAAGAAUUACUAACGAAACUAGUGUAUAGAUGCAGCACUUUUGAGGCACUACGUUAUUUUUGGUCUCCUAAAACAACGUUUCUCCCUUAAUUGUCGAGUAGACGUUUCGUACAUCAAUAUACGCUAGUAUCUGUUAUUCUUAAAAGCGGGAGGUUUUCUUAAUAUUAGACCUUAAGUGUUUGCAAUAAAGUGUAUUUUAAAUUCUUAUUGGAGAGGCUGGUCACUCUGCAAUAAUUUCUCAAUCUUUCGUAGCUUGAGAUCUAUGUGACAAUAGCUCUUCUCUUCUACUUUAGGAUAUUUUCAUAUUUAAUGUUCGAGGCCCAGUUAAAAUACUGUUUUACAUGCCGUUCCUAUUACUCAGCUCAGCUUUUUUUUAAAUUUUACAUUCUAUGAUAAUAAUGUGAAUAAUAAUAAUUUUGGUCUUCCGAAAUGUUUGCUACUUACGCCUUUAUUCUGGGCCUCGAGCUAAACAAAAUACAAAAGAGGGUACUCUAUUGUGUAACAUUCUGGUCUUAAAUGUACAAUAACUUGUUCACCACUCAAAUACGUUAUUUUUUACAAUUUACUUUAAAAAAAAUAGAUAAUGAUUACCAGUGGCGUUCGUUUCAUAGUUAAACAGUAACUAAGGGCCGAUACAGACGAACUGCAACCCGACUGCAACGUCAGCGUGCUCCCUUACAAGUUGCAGUCGGGUUGCAGUCCGUCGGUACCGGCCCUUACUCAACUAAUUACAAAUAAAAUUGAAAUUGACCGGGAGUGUAAAACUGAAAUAAUUGAAACAUCAAACCCAUAUCAACAUUCUGAAGUACUUAUAGCUAACUGCCAUAUGUUUUAACUUACUGCCUACCUCAAAACGAACGCCACAGUUUGUAACAAAUUGUGCUAUUUACGGUCAAUGUGCUUCAAAGACCCAAUGCUUGAUUCCCUGUAGGAUGGACGCAAGUAUCGGCACGUUCUUAUCUGUCGGCAUACUCUGUAAUAGUGUCUUAGAAAGACCAUGACGCGAUGAGAGGCAUACCGAGAAUUAUUUCGUUCGUCUGUUUGCCUUCAUUGCUCGAAUAUGCAGUGAUAGCGAAAAAUCGAUUUUCGCGAUAGGCCCAUCAGGAUAACGUAGCGAAAUUAUCGUCCAUACCUUUUGAUAUUUUUUUUAGAUGAUUUAAAUGAAAUAUUUAGCUUCACGGAACUCUUAGACUAGACGUCGGAUCACUUACUUCUUUUUAGUAGAGAAUGUUGGGUCUAUUCUUAGUUUGUGCUAUAUUUUUUUACGAUUUUUAUUUGUUACUUUACUGUAAUAAUGGAAUAUUUCAAUAAAUGUGUAAAGUUUUAUGAAAUGUAAUAGUUUGGCCAAAAAUAAAGCUUAUUUAUUCAA